UGGCAGUGAAUCUAACGAUCUUGAAAAUCAUCACAGUACACAUUGAGAACGGUACUUUAUCUGGAUCAUUUGUCUUCAUAUAAAGCAACAGAGAAGGAUACGUAACAAAAAGUCUUAAAGUAGAACACUCACGUAGCAGUAGGUCAUCGACGUGAUCUUCUGUCGUGCUUUUUCACAAAAAUUUCAAGUUCCACUUCUUUCUCCUUUGUUGAACCAGCAAUUUGCAAAAUGGUCAGUCUCUCUUUUUUUUAAACCUCAAGAAAAGUGAUCUAUUUAGAUCAUCACUCGAUCAACUGUUUCUGAAUGACCUCCCAAGAGCCCUCCUCAUCCUCAUACACCUACAUUCAGGAAGGAUCUUCCACAUUUCGAGAUCAGCCAGACUUUUUUCAAAGAAACAACUUAUACGACCAUGCAGGAGCAUUAUCAUCAACAGUUGGAGAAGCACUUGCGGACUUGACACAGGCUUGGAUGAAUGAAAGAAAUGCUCCAGAAAUACUGCCUUUCGAGAGAGAUCUAGUGGCACUUUUAUUGGAUCAAGUGCAGGCGCAGACAGAAAAAAUGACGGAACUUGCGGAAAGAAACAGUAUCAACACAUACCAAAGUAUGUUGUAUCAGACAGAGGUUGAGCGCGUCAAAUAUGUAUUGAGAAGCUAUUUGAGAGCUCGUCUAGACAAGAUUGAGCGAUGUACACUAUUUAUACUACGUCAAGAAAACCUAGAGGAAUUACUAUCGAUAUCAGAACUUCAUUAUGCUCGCGAAUAUCAGGAUCUAAUGGAGACUCAUAAUCACGAUAGCUUCCUGCAUCGACUACCGAGAUCACAGCAUAAGCAGGACGAGCAAGGGAAUGGCAUUAAUAUGGUAGUGGAGCCUAACUUGGAUGCAGCAGUUGUUUGCAAAGUGCUAAAGAGUAUCGGGCACGUAAACAUUGGUGGAGAUGAUAUUUUAUUUGACGUUAACGAUGUUUAUCUAUUACGAUAUCGUGACGUACGAGAACACUUGACAGCCAGAAAAUUAAAAUUAGUCUGAACAGAAGAACUUUCCUUUUGAGCCCGAACCAGAAAAACUGACCGCGGCGGUUUCUUUUUUUUUUUUUUUUUUCUUCCUAACUAGUAUAUAAACGAAUGCUUGACUCCACUUUCUCUUGCAUUAAAUA
This is a messenger RNA of Mycotypha africana, 1153 nucleotides long. RefSeq lists its product as uncharacterized. Gene Ontology annotation, cellular component: GINS complex. The coding region runs from base 304 to 1026 and encodes 240 amino acids. Lineage: Eukaryota; Fungi; Mucoromycota; Mucoromycetes; Mucorales; Mycotyphaceae. The record is from RefSeq and is a predicted model, not a curated record. The transcript is spliced from 4 exons. Gene Ontology annotation, biological process: DNA-templated DNA replication; double-strand break repair via break-induced replication.